AUGGCGGCGCCUCCUACCACCCAGCAGUUACAGCAAUGGUUUUCAUCCAUAGACACAGACAGGACGGGCACAAUCACGGCGGCGGAGCUGCAGCGCGCUAUGGGACUUGGCGGGCUGCAGUUCAGCCUCAUGGCCUGCGCACAGAUGGUCAGGCUGCACGACCGCGAUGGGAAUGGCAACAUCAGCUUCCCGGAGUUCUCCAGCCUGCACAUGCAGCUGACGGAGAUCAGGACGGCCUUCUCCGCCGCGGCGCAAGGCGGCGACAGCAUCAGCGGCGAGCAGGUGGCACAGCUGGUGGCGCAGCAAGGUUAUCGCAUCGAACCUCCAGCUCUGCAGGCGCUCUCCAAGUCGUUUGACCCAGACCGCAACGGCCGGUUCGGGCUGCCCGAGUACACGAUGCUGUCGCUCUUUUUGAUGUCUGCCAAGCAGAUCUUUGGCGCCUUCGACCCGCAGGCAAGCAGGCCCGCUGCUGGGACUCACGGUGCUGGUGGUCACUCGGGCCGCGUCAGCCUCGACUUUAGCCAGUUUGUGUAUGCAUCGGCCCAGACGCGCUGA
This is a messenger RNA of Chlorella variabilis, 555 nucleotides long. RefSeq lists its product as hypothetical. NCBI's taxonomy places the organism in Eukaryota, Viridiplantae, Chlorophyta, Trebouxiophyceae, Chlorellales, Chlorellaceae. The record is from RefSeq and is a predicted model, not a curated record. Gene Ontology annotation, molecular function: calcium ion binding. Bases 1 to 555 code for a protein of 184 amino acids. The transcript is spliced from 8 exons.